GCUCCUCCUCCUCCUCGUCUUUGAGCCUAUCGAGGUCAAAAGACAAAAACCCGUUCUUUCGUUCUAAUCACAAUUGUUCUUAUGAAUUUUUCCUUCGUUGCCCUCCUCUCAUCAACGCAUGGUGAGAAUUGAGAAGGGGAUUGGGGGACGGCACGUGCUCCGAUUCGGAUUGUUCGUUAGCUGCUCAUUUGUUGUAGAUUUUGGACGGAUUUGUUAUAAUUCUUUAUUAUUUCAUAUUUGAUGUUGAAGGUGAUGUUUUUCUUAUCUGCUUCACCUGUUUCAGUCAUGCUGGUAGGCUAUCUCUCCUCUUAAUCUCCUCUUUCUAACCCUAGCUUUUCCUUUUUUGUUUUUUCUUUUACAUUUGCUUUCCUUACUUUUAUUUGAUGGAGGCCUUCUCUUCUUUGUGAAUUUAAUUACGUGGCAAAUCGAUCUUUUCUUCCUUUCUUGUUCAUCUUCUGAAUUUCCUGUUAGUCGUUUGACUUUUCCUUCUUUUUUUUUUAUAAAAAAAACUAUAGAGGUAGAAGUGUAAAAAUAGGUCAGUUUCUGCCUUGUCGAUUAGUGUGAUUAUAGAACUGUUUUGCUCUGUAUUAGAACUAGGUUUACACUAUCUGUGGGCUCUUGGAUUCUAGAUCUUAGUCUCUUUCUUUCUUUUUUUGUAGUUAUCUUCUAUUUGUAGCUUUCGUAUGUUAUGGCUUUCUUGCAAAAGGAAGAAAGUGUUUUCCAAAGUUUUGAUUGGUAUCAGUAGUAGCACUGCGAUGCAUGAGGUGAGAAUACAUGUGACCUGAUCGAUUUAUUCUCUUCUGUGAGGGAUUCUUUUUAUUUAAACUUGAACUGUUAAACAAAACCAUUUUCUUCAGAGAUCAGUCUUCUUGUUAUUGAGUUCUGCUGGUUUCUCAUUAUUUUCCUUUUUUUCUUUUUAUUGGCUUGUGCUUCAUUUAAUUAUACUUAUUUUAUUACAUCCACAUCCACCAACCCAGCAACUUCAUCUCAGUCUGAAUAUCUAGUUUAGGAUUUCUUUUAGUUGAUUAUGUUCUUCCUGCAGUUCCUUAGCAUCAGCUGUUGAUGCUGUUGCUUGGCUUCACAGAUGAAAGAACUGUGACGGGCCUGGCACUUUUGUCCAAUUGUUAACUCUUUCUCUUCCCGGCAUCCGAUUUAAUGUGAUAAGAACUUUUGCUAAGAGGGUGUUACUUCUUACUUCAAUCAUGGAGUCUCAUCAUGAUCCGCUCAGUAGAGAGUCAUCGCAGGAUUCUGAAAGGAAGAUCAUUAUGCACCCCCUUUACCUUCCCAAGUCUUCACCUUGGCUCGACCUGAAGGUCUUUUAUGUGAGGGCGAGCAACUUUGAGGUUGAUGAAUCAACACCAGAGCAUCUCACCCUUAACCAUAUUCCACUGACCCCCGACACCAUCCUCGAAGUGAAUGGUCGUAGAAGUAGCAUUUAUUCAGAAUGCGUUUCUUCUUUGCUUAGAAGGGACAGAGUUGACAAGAAAUCAGAAGAAGCUACAUUUGUCAGCACGGAUAAUAUAAGGAUGACCGGAAGUGUGAGAUUUGAGGUCUUUGAUGGAAAUAAUCUAUUGCUUGCUGGAGUCCUAGAGUUGUGCAAUAGUAGUGUCCUGAAAGGGGAAUCAAAAAAUCAUGGCAAGAAAUGGAGCAUGAGAUGCCAAUCUGUGAUGUCGGUUGAUAAUGGCUUUCUGAAAGGCAAGCAAUAUAUGAGUCCAGAGAUUCCUUCGCCCGUGCUAGAGGUGUAUGUUGCUGGGUGUUUCUCGGGCAAUCCCAUUAUCUUGACUAAGACUCUGCAGCUUGAUUGCCGGAGGAAGCAACAGAAGACAGUGGGGCUAAAUUCAAUUCUUGAGUAUGAGACAGAUGAAGUGAAGAAAGAGGUGCCAUCUGAGGAUGCUUUGCAGGUGUCAAAGUUCAAGGACUUUAAACCAGAGAAUGAUGUCGAUGUGGAUUAUAACAGUAUCUAUUCUUGUGAAGACUAUGCCGAAGGGGAGGAUGGGGAACUCUCAUGGUUCAAUGCUGGUGUCAGGGUUGGAGUGGGUAUUAGUCUCGGCAUUUGCCUUGGCAUUGGAGUAGGUGUCGGUUUGCUAGUUCGUACGUAUCAGGCCACUACCCGAAAUUUUAGGAGGUGACUUAUUUGAUCAUUUUGGUGGUACUGGCUUCCCCCUACCCCUUGUAACCACUGAGUCGUCCUUUUUCUCAUCAAUUGAGCAACUGACUUGGCGGUGCUCAUGUGGUACUUGUCCAAGCUGCGAAUUCUUAUUGUAUAGGGAUCUGCUUGUGGAUGACUAGUUCUCUCUGUGAUUUUGCCAUGUUAAUGGAGUCUUUUUUCUUAUUAAAAACAAUUAUGGUAAGAAUGUUUGGCAGAAGUUGUAAGCAGCUAAGCUUUUGUGGGCAACAUAUGCUGAUUUUUAUAUGUUCUCAUGAUUUCCAUAGUGGAAUAUAAGAUGGGGAUUAAUCUGUCUCUUCCUAA
Molecule: messenger RNA, 2470 nt
Organism: Phoenix dactylifera (date palm)
Lineage: Eukaryota; Viridiplantae; Streptophyta; Magnoliopsida; Arecales; Arecaceae
Source: RefSeq, a predicted model, not a curated record